GUUGUCACGCUACCUCAAGCGGAGGGCAGAAGAGGGCAGUGAAGCGGCUAGGUCCCCUGGCUAUAACCCGCACAAUAGGGUUUUUAACGCAGCGCAGGAGGGAAAGGUCAGGGACUACCUGAAGAGGGCAGCAGCUAUUUAUUUUGCGCUCACCCCUAAUGAGGUCAGUGUUGUGAAAAGGACUACAUACGUUUUAGGACAGGCACACAUGUAUGCUAUGCACAUGCUUUAAUUAAUAAAUAUGAACAAAUAACAUAAACACACAAAUGUACAUCAACUUUUUAUGACCCCUUCAGGUCAGAAAAUUUGCCUUUGAGCUGGCAGUGCACUUCAGCUGCCCAUUCCCUGCAUCCUGGUCGAGGAAGAGCAUGGCGGGGAAGGACUGGUUCACCUCCUUCAUGGAGCGCAGUGGCAGCCUCUCCCUUCGGCGUCCAGAGGCCACUAGCCAACAACGGUUGUCAAAUUUCAACCAAAGAAAUGUCAACUUGUUCCACCAAAAUUUAAAGACGGUGCUGGACCGGCACCAGUUCCAGGCCAAGGACAUUUGGAACAUUGAUGAAACCGGUAUUUAAUAUGAUCUUUAUUAACAUAAAACACAACUAUAUACACACACAACUAUAUAUAUAUACAACUAUACAUCAUCUACAUCUACAUCAUCUUCCCCCGUAAGCGGUUCAAAGACCACUUCCUGAGGGGUGGACCCGUUGGCUAUGCUGGCACCGCCAAUCCAACUGGAUGGAUGAAGGAGCCAGACUUCCUCCGGUACCUGGCCCACUUCAUCAGUCACACCCGUGUGUCCAAGGAGUCGAAGCUGCUCCUCCUGCUGGACAAUCACCCGUCCCACCUGUCAAUUGCAGCAAUUGAUUACUGCAGAGCCAAUGGCAUAGUGCUGCUAUCAUUCCCUCCCCACUGCACCCACAGGUUGCAGCCAAUGGACAUUAGUGUCUUCGGCCCCCUAAAGGGGUACGUAAAGAGUGCGGCGGACAGGUGGAUGAGGAGCCACCCAGGGAUAAACAUCUCAAUUUAUGAUGUGCCCUCCAUCGUUGCUGAAGCCUUACCAAAGGCUGCAACAGUGAACAACAUUACCUCCGGGUUCUCAAGUCCAGGGAUCUGGCCUUUUAACCCCUCUGCAUUUGAGGAAAAGGACUUCGCCGGAGCCUAUUCAACAGACCGUCCUCCUCCCCAGGCUUCGGGUGACGAGGUCAGCGCUUCUCCAGGUGCCACUUCAGGCAUGGAUGUACCUGAUCGAGCUGCCGGGCCUGACGAAGCUGCCGGGCCUGACAAAGCUGCCGGGCCUGACGAAGCUGUCCGGCCUGAGGGAGAGGCCGUUGAAUUCAGCCCGGACAUCGUCCGGCCUUACCCUAAGGCCGGACCUAGAAAGAUCACAAAGAGAAGAGGGAGAAAGAGGCAAGACAACUGCUAUACUUACGGACACCCCGGUGAGGGCUGCUUUAGAGGCGGAAAAGCAGGGAACUGUGAAGCAGCGUCGUCCCGCCAAGCAGCCUCCCUCCUCUCGGGCUCCCAAGAAGAGGCUGUUCUCGCCCGCUCCUGA
Messenger RNA from Gadus chalcogrammus (walleye pollock), 1552 nucleotides. RefSeq lists its product as uncharacterized. Gene Ontology annotation, molecular function: DNA binding. Gene Ontology annotation, cellular component: nucleus. The coding region runs from base 740 to 1552 and encodes 270 amino acids. The record is from RefSeq and is a predicted model, not a curated record. Lineage: Eukaryota; Metazoa; Chordata; Actinopteri; Gadiformes; Gadidae. The transcript is spliced from 3 exons.